CACGGACACGCCACCAUGGCUGCAGACCAUCAGACCCAGGCGGGCAAGCCGCAGCCCCUCAACCCCAAGAUCAUCGUGUUCGAGCAGGAGAACUUCCAGGGCCACUCGCACGAGCUCAGCGGGCCCUGCCCCAACCUGAAGGACACGGGCGUGGAGAAGGCGGGCUCCGUCCUGGUGCAGGCCGGACCCUGGGUGGGCUACGAGCAGGCCAAUUGCAAGGGCGAGCAGUUCGUGUUUGAGAAGGGCGAGUACCCCCGCUGGGACUCCUGGACCAGCAGCCGGAGGACCGACUCCCUCAGCUCCCUGAGGCCCAUCAAAGUGGACAGCCAGGAGCACAAGAUCACUCUGUACGAGAACCCCAACUUCACGGGGAAGAAGAUGGAGAUCGUGGAUGACGACGUGCCGAGUUUCCACGCGCACGGCUACCAGGAGAAGGUGUCGUCGGUGCGCGUGCAGAGUGGCACGUGGGUGGGCUACCAGUUCCCCGGCUACCGCGGGCUGCAGUACCUGCUGGAGAAGGGCGACUACAAGGACAGCAGCGACUUCGGGGCGCCGCAGCCCCAGGUGCAGUCGGUGCGCCGCAUCCGGGACAUGCAGUGGCACCAGCGGGGCGCCUUCCACCCCUCCAACUAGAGCCCGAACCCCGCCCCGCCCCGCCCCCGCCACGGCGCACCCCAGCCAGUAAUAAAGCGUGCCUUGCAA
Molecule: messenger RNA, 702 nt
Organism: Dipodomys spectabilis (banner-tailed kangaroo rat)
Lineage: Eukaryota; Metazoa; Chordata; Mammalia; Rodentia; Heteromyidae
Gene: Crybb2
Product: crystallin beta B2
Exons: 5
Coding region: 16-633 (205 amino acids)
Biological process (GO): visual perception; lens development in camera-type eye
Molecular function (GO): structural constituent of eye lens
Source: RefSeq, a predicted model, not a curated record